Messenger RNA from Mesocestoides corti, 1431 nucleotides. Lineage: Eukaryota; Metazoa; Platyhelminthes; Cestoda; Cyclophyllidea; Mesocestoididae. The record is from the annotation of a GenBank genome assembly.
AUGAUAGAAUCAACGUUUUUGGACUACCUGUCAAAAUUUAAAGUGACAACCUAUACCGGAGUUGAAGAUUUUGCCGACAAAUUCAAUUUCAUAUUUACGGUUGUGGUUCUCUCUCUCUGCACUGUUAUCAUCACCGCCAAAAGUUACCUCCUCAAGCCUAUAGCUUGCUACAUCUCAACUGAAGUGGGUGGAACCAAUCUGCUCAAUUAUGUUGAAAACUACUGUUGGGUGCAAGGCACCAUUCCCAUCUCCUACUCAAGCAAAAUGCCCCAAGACGACGAGGAAUGGGAUGCGCUAGAGAACGCAAAAAUACUCUACUACCAAUGGGUUCCCUUUGUACUGGGUCUCCAGUGCUGCCUGUUUUAUCUUCCACGAAUCAUAUGGCAGGCGAUCUGCUACAAUCGCACAGGGACUGACUUGGAGAACCUAGUCAGUCAGGCUAUGGCUGCUAUGCACGGUGACAAUAAGAGUCGGGAAACCGCUGUGGAAAACGUUGCUCUUGACAUUGAGCACCUCCUGUUCCAGGGACAGAAAAGGGCUGUUUUGCGCCGAGAGCGGCCAGGUGUUUUAUCCAAAAGACUAAUGGAAGGAACAAAGAUGCUUGACGAUUCUGGUGACUCGAGUCUUAAUUUUCGUUCCACUCUUCGCGGUGCCCGUCUUCCUGUUUCAUCGGCACGUCGAGGAAACUACAUCGUGGUUGCCUACCUCUUUAUCAAGUUGUUGUAUCUUACCAACGCCGUAGGCCAGAUGUUUCUGAUGCAGCGGUUCCUGGGUUUUAACACAACUGUGAGCCCCAUUUUUGGGGUUAGUGUUCUCAAAAACAUAAUUAAUGGCCACGAUUGGCAAAUGACGCAAAUUUUCCCUCGUGUCGGCUUUUGCUUCGCCGAAAUGAAGAUCCUGGGUGUUCGCACUAACGGCGUGACUGCUCAGUGCGCCUUGCCCGUCAAUAUGCUCAACGAAAAACUCUACAUUUUCUUGUGGUGGUGGAUCCUGGCAGCUGCUAUCAUCACGGCGAUCUAUCUCUUUCUCUGGAUCAUCCGGUUCUGCUGUCGGUCACGUGAGGCUGAUUACAUUAUAAAGUACAUUAAAUUCACCGACGAAGUUCCCCCGUUUGACGAACGAGAUGCCAAUGAUUUCGCUCUUCGGUUCCUUCGUCACGAUGGAAUAUUCCUCAUACGGAUGGUACGCAUGAACGCUGGUGACAUGGUCGCGGCCGCCGUUGUGAACACCCUCUGGAAUCGAUACCAACGCCGUCUGAUCGAGAAGACUCAUGACCCCCUAACAAACAACCUGCUCCCCUCUGUUGGGUGGUCCGCCAAACUAGAAAAGGGGAGUGACGACACCGCCGUGAGAAACAGGGCACCCGAUGUACCCCCUGCUGAGCCCAUGAAGGAAUCGCUCUAUCCUGAGCAACCUAGAAGUAUUGUAUAA